ACGCGCCCCUCGUCGAACGCCGGCGCAUACGCGUGAGGUGACGCAGGCCUUAGCAACGCCGUCCUUCGCGACGCGGCCAUGUUUGUAGUGGGCACUGCCCUCGCUCGCCGGCGCUGCGGAGGGAGGCCGGAGGAUGGGGACCAUGGCCCUGGAACCUGCACCUUGCACCAUCAAAAGCCCCGUGGCACUUCAAGUGGGAGACAUGAGGACAGAACUUGGCCGGCCAGGAGUGAUAGUGACCGACGUUGUGCUCCCUCAUUCCCAGGUCAUUGAUUUACAGGAAAUUAUAUUCAAGAAUUACUAUACAGCCUUUUUUACUCUCCGGGUGCAGCGCCGCAGCCUUGCAGAUGGAGGAAAUGAAAGCCCUUCCAAAUGGGUUACAUGUCUGAGGAACUACUGCUUGAUGCCCAAUCCACACACAGAGGAAGGUUCUCAGGACUACUUCUCCUUGUCUAGACAUCAGAUGCUUUGUGAUGUGGAUCGGGUGGCUGCCAUACGUCUUAUUCUGCGCCAACCCUCUCCAGUAUGGCUGCAUUUUACCAUUGAGGAGCUGCAGUUUUUCCCUGGAGGUCUGAAGAGUCCACAGAAAGGCUUUCCAGCUUGGCUCUCUCAUCCAUCUCCUCAGGAACGGCCAGCAAACCUGCAUGAGGAUCUGCCUGAUGCUGAUAAAGUAUCUUCUGAAGUGCAGCAAAUGUGGGUCCUAACAGAGAUGCUCCAAGCCAGCCAGCCAGCAUCACGGAUUGGGCGCUUUGAUGUUGAUGGCUCCUAUGAUCUUAACCUCCUGUCCUAUACUUGAAUUCUCCCUGAUCCAGAAGUAGGCAAGGAAUCUCAGAGGUGAAUUUACUGGAUAGCAUCCCUGCAAUUGUGGGACAGUUUUGUGGCAGAAGAAGAAGUUGAGUUAAAUCUGCCAGCUUCAAGUUCCAGUCCUUCCCCUUUCUGUUGUUCAGAGAUGUCUUCACUGGAAUCUCUCUCUGUCUCCUCUCAACUAGGUCACAUGUAUAGAACAUUUUUAUUUUGCACUAGACCAGGAAAGGUUGGAUUACCUGGACAGAAGGUGCCUUACUUGGGGUUUUCAUCUCCUGCUUUGCUUUUCCAAGCCCUGCUCCUUCAUGCAUGUUUUUAAAGGACAAAACUAAGCAUCUUCUUCAAGAAACUAGUACACAGUGGCAGUUUUUCAUUUUGUUAAGGGAAUGGCCUUGAGAACAUGUUGUUCCUCAGUCCAAUGCUUGGAAUUCCAGAGAAACUAGAGUUCAGUUAUGAUUUUCUUAGCUGUGGCUACCUCACAUGUAACCAGAGAGUGUCAGUCUUUUAUUUUCAGUAUUUUGGAAACAGUGAGAGAAACUUCUUGAAAGCUUAUUGGGUCCUUAUUAUUCCCAAAGAAAGGAUGGGAAGCAAGUGUUCAUUUAGGUGUUUCCUGGCUCCUUUGUGAGCAGUAAUUAUGAAUGAAGGGCAGUCCAAUAAUAUUUGUGUGAGCACUUGGUGCCUUGUCUUAAAAAAGAUGAGAACAAGCUAGCCACUGGUCUAUUAGUCCUAGACUUGACAUCCUUGAAGCUAGCAGUGACUUUAACUGCAAUAGUCAACAGUUUUGUGUAGCAAAAAUAUAAAAUGAAAGUGCUAGCUUACAGUUUGUAGGUCAAAUUGUAGCUGUAUUUUGAUUUUCAGUUGAGCCCCCUUAUGAUUUCUUAUAACAAUAUACAUUUCAAAAAACAAAGUUAUGUUGGGAAACCUGCCUGCAAAUGUUUUGGAACAUACCUUAUAGAAAGUCAAAUUGCAUCACAAAUAGUUACCACCAAUGUAUUCCUUAAACUUUUUGUUAUUUAUUUUCUAUUCCAAUUGCUUAGCUGACCUCUGUUGUCAAUCAUUUCUGCUGGCUGACCAGUUGCACUCCGACACUAACUGUUGAGAAUGGCAAUUGAUUUUUAUGGGGAAAGUCUGGGUUCAGAUUUCUGCAGUAUUCCUACUUUGAGAAAGGACUUUCAGCUGACCUAUUGGCACAGCAAAACUAAAGUUGCCCCUCUAAUGGCUACUGUGUCCAUUUAGGAAGAGAAUAUUUGAUCUCUUUCCCUGUUUCUGUUGUGGCACUCUGCUCACAGACAAAUGUUUAUUUUCUUGUGGUGAAUUAUACUUCCUGUAGUAUCUGUACAAUCUGUAGUCAUCUGAUGCAGUAUACUGCAGGACAGAAUGAAUUACUACAGUAUGAUCUGCAGCUAUUGUAUGUUUUUAAUGCUGGACAUUAGAUCUCAGGAGGAACUUUACUCUGUUUCUUUUAUCUGUGUACUUUCUUCCCUGUUAUUUAUUAUGAACUAUUUAUGUUAUUUAUAGCUUGAAAGGACUGCACUGGUCUUCAAAACCAUUGUAUUAAAUCAGGGUUGAUGAUGUGUCAGUCUUUCUCUGCAGAAAGUCCCAAAUAAAUGAUAAAUCAUU
Molecule: messenger RNA, 2424 nt
Organism: Anolis carolinensis (green anole)
Lineage: Eukaryota; Metazoa; Chordata; Lepidosauria; Squamata; Anolidae
Gene: nicn1
Product: nicolin 1, tubulin polyglutamylase complex subunit
Exons: 7
Coding region: 134-796 (220 amino acids)
Cellular component (GO): nucleoplasm
Source: RefSeq, a predicted model, not a curated record